AACAGCAGCUUUCUAUUGCUGUAAAACAGAAAGUUCUAGUGGUGACUUCCCUCUUCGACAAAAACGGACCACUUUUCCGGCAGUGUUUAGCAGAAACGAUAUGCUGAACGAGGAAUCUGCUCAACGAAAAGCCUUAUUAUUAUCAUUUUUUGAGAAGAUCAGGUGCUAUUUCGAGAGCUGGCUACUCGCUUGGCAUCGCGUUUCGCGCUGUGUCAGUUGGCAUGGUAUGCAAAUCCGCCUGAGGGAACGGCGGCAGCACAGUUACCGGCACGCGCAUCGCUGCUUCUGCUUUAUUCUCACCGUGCCGUGCUGGCGAUUUGCGCACGAGACGGACAGUGAAAUACUUUUCCUGAUGAGUUCCACUGGACCGCUUUUCCUUUAGGACCAUGGUACGGUAUCCGUUUUUAUUCUGAGUUUCUGGAAUAUACUGCGUGAUAUCUCAGCAUGUUUUGGGGCGUGAUUACAAAUAGGAUGAGAUUAUUUAGGGUGUCAUAAAUGCUACAGCCUAGUCAAACUGAUUCCAAUUCUCUGUCUGAUUUUUUAAUUAUGCCUUAUGACAGGGACUAUUAUCCUGUUUUAAUGAGAUAACAACAACAACAACAACAACAACAACAACAAUAAUAAUAAUAGGCAGAGUUGUAGUAUAGUUGUUGUUUUCGUUGCGUGGCUCAUUUACAAAGUUUUUUUUUUUGGUCUUGGACUUUGGGCUAAAUUUGGUGGCUGAGAAAGCAAAUGUUGACUUAAUGAUGUCACCGAUAGGUCUUCCCUAAAACAAGAACACAUUAUUCUUCGCAUAUUGACUGGUCUGUGUGAUGUUUUAAUUUUGGCGUCGAAGCUUUUUAAAUUUCAUUUUGUCUUCACGUGAAAAUAAGGACGGUGAUGGUGACACCUAUGAGGCUCCUCCCUGUGAGCGGCCGGCCGUGAAGGUUCCAGCCCGUCGGGUGGAGGAGAACGUUUACCUGGAGAGGUCUUCAGCCCCUGAGCCCUGCAGACAAGCCCCGCCUCCUCGGCCGGCUAAGAAUAUGCCCACCGGCAAAGCACCGAAGCUGCGGCAUGACUUGGAGGAAACCUACAUCGACCCGAACGCCAAAAAACCCCCUCAGGUCAACCGGGAACAGAAACCAGGGAAGAAGCCAGUGUCCAGGAAGACCCCACCCCCCAGACCUGGCUCUGCCCCUGCCCCUAGCCCCGCCCCUAGCCCUGCCCCCACCGCCAGCCUCGAAGAUGAUGUCUAUUUGGACCCAAACGAAGGACAGGAAGGGGGCAAUGAUGACGUCUAUCUGGAGCCCAAUGCAGCUUGCCCUCCCCCUCCUGGGGUUGGUAUGAGGAAGGCCCCUCCUUCCAGGGGUGGUCCUCAUGAAGCUCCGCCCCCAAGGGGUGGGCCUUGUGAAGCUCUGCCUCCCAUGGCUGGGCCUCGUGGAGUCCUGCACCCCAGGAGUGGACCUCAUGAAGCUCCGCCUUUCAUGGGUGGGCCUCGUGAAGCUCCGCCCCCCAGGGCUGGGCCUCGUGGAGCCCCAUAUGCCAGGGGUGGACCCCGUGACGCUCCGCCUCCCAAGGGUGGACCCCGUGAAGCUCCGCCUCCCAAGGGUGGACCUCAUCAAGCUCUGCCUCCCAAGGGUGGGCCUCAUGAAGCUCCGCCUCCCAAGGGUGGACCCCGUGAAGCUCCGCCUCCCAAGGGUGGACCUCACCAAGCUCCGCCUCCCAAGGGUGGGCCUUGUGAAGCUCCGCCUCCCAGGGGUCUAAAAAAGUCUGCACUAUCAGCAACAGCGGAGUCACAGCUGCAGGCUGAGGAGUGGUUUGCAGGGAACUGUGACCGUAAAACAGCAGAAGUGGUCCUGUCCAGGGUCAACAAGGACGGGGCCUUCCUGGUGCGGUACAGCUCUGCCCAGAACACACGGCAGCCCUACACUCUGGUGGUGUUCUUCAGGCAGAAGGUCUACAACAUCCCCAUACGCUACCUGGAGCACACACAGGGAUACGCCCUGGGCAAGGAGGGCAAGAAGAGCGAGGAGUUCUUCAGCAAUCUCCAGGAGAUCAUCUCCCACCACAGGAAUAAGCCCAUCCAGCUCAUCGACAGCAAGAGCCAGGCCAAACACACCACAUACCUCACCCACCCGGCUCACCCCUGAAGCCCCACACCUGUUCCACACCUGUUCACCUGGACGAACUCAGCCCACCCCAGCACACUUCACUGCAGCUGCCAGUGUGACCCAGCUAUGAGACUCUCAGCGUUUACUUACUGUUUAUUUUUGUGUCCUUAAAACUCUCUGCACUACUGCCUAUUUGCCCUGCCCUUACCACAGCCCGUGCACCUGGGUGAAUCCCCUGGCCCUCCCCAAGGCGAGAGAAAGUGGAUUUUGCUGCUCACCUGGCAACCUCAGCUGCUGUGAAGAAUGUGCUGUGGGGGCUGUGUCUGCCUGGCCUGCUUUCCACAAGCCUCUAUCCUGUCAAUUUACUGCGUUUAUUAUUUAAAACACAACUUUAUUUAUGUUUUCAAUAAGCUGUCUGGUUGCCCCGAUUAGAUUCCACUGUUAGGUUCUGUACCCCAGAAAUAUUAAAGGAGGGGUGUAUCUGC
Anguilla rostrata (American eel) is the source of this 2575-nucleotide messenger RNA. Its product is annotated as proline-rich protein 2. The coding region runs from base 1023 to 2129 and encodes 368 amino acids. Lineage: Eukaryota; Metazoa; Chordata; Actinopteri; Anguilliformes; Anguillidae. Gene Ontology annotation, biological process: cell surface receptor protein tyrosine kinase signaling pathway; intracellular signal transduction. The record is from RefSeq and is a predicted model, not a curated record. The transcript has 12 exons.